Messenger RNA from Caenorhabditis auriculariae, 607 nucleotides. The record is from the annotation of a GenBank genome assembly. NCBI's taxonomy places the organism in Eukaryota, Metazoa, Nematoda, Chromadorea, Rhabditida, Rhabditidae.
AUGAUUAACUCGGAUGGCUUUAUGCCACGAAGUAGUACUACGAUGGAGGUAUUGCUUCGUACCUCACCCAAGCAUAACUCUGCUUGGAGCAAGCUGGUGAUUUGGCGUUGGCCUCACCAGAUUCCGAUUAACUCGGAUGGCUUUAUGCCACGAAGUAGUACUACGAUGGAGGUAUUGCUUCGUACCUCCCCCAAGCAUAACUCUGCUUGGAGCAAGCUGGUGAUUUGGCGUUAGCCUCACCAGAUUCCGAUGAUUAACUCGGAUGGCUUUAUGCCACGAAGUAGUACUACGAUGAAGGUCUUACUUGAAAGACCUCUGACCAAGCUACGACGCUGCUUGAAGCGGUUUAGUAUAGCGGGAUCACAAGGAUCCGCAGAAGCAUAGCUUCUGGCCCAAGUACGGGACUUUGACGACUUCAAGACCGAUACGGGCUGUUCGGAAAACCGCUGGCUCUCCAGUGGAGAACCGAUCGGCGAGGGAGCAUGAAGUUUUUGGGAAUGAGAUACACUUCUCAGCAGAAACUGCUGUUUGUGUAUCGCCACGUGAUCUUCGAACACGUGGAAAUUUUAAAACUUCAGUAGUGGACGCAAAGUGGGACAGCAUGUGA